Messenger RNA from Zingiber officinale, 921 nucleotides. RefSeq lists its product as uncharacterized. The transcript has 6 exons. NCBI's taxonomy places the organism in Eukaryota, Viridiplantae, Streptophyta, Magnoliopsida, Zingiberales, Zingiberaceae. The record is from RefSeq and is a predicted model, not a curated record. The coding region runs from base 51 to 716 and encodes 221 amino acids. Gene Ontology annotation, molecular function: nucleic acid binding.
GAAGGCUGACAGUCGAGCUCGCCGCUCCGACUCCCAGGGCGACACCGAAAAUGGCGGCUUUGAAGCUGUUCUCCCUUAGGAACGCACUCCGAUCUACCGUUGCGCCUCAGGUCUGCCCUCUUAUUCGGAUGAACUCGCUGAGACGCCUGUCGACGGAGAGCCAAACGGUUCAGGAUGCUUCGGACGAUCCAUUUCUUCGAACUCCGGAAGAAGGUUUGAUCUAUGCAAAAGUGACCGGUAUUGGGUGGAAUACGCUGAAAACUGAUGUUAUUAAUUUCUUUGACGAAUCUAAUUUGUCAACUGAUGAUAUAAAGGUCGAAUAUACGAAGGCAUACAAUCCAGUUGGCAUGUUGUUGCAGUUUUCUUCUCAGUCUGCAUUUGACUUGGCACUAAAGCAAAAUUCUAGGAAAGGUCGUCUAUUCAAGAUAGAGAAGGUUGAUCGUUCCCAUUGGGACCUAACAAUCUCAUAUGAUGGCAAAGCGGUUAUGCUGGAAGGACUCCCCCUGAAUUCCACUAUAGAGGAUAUUGAGCGAUUUCUGUCGGGCUGCAACUUCGAUCCCUCUAGAUUCCAGACUUCUGUCAGGCCAGGUUUCCCAGAUCCUGUAAAGCUUGCAAUUGUCCACUUCAUGUCGAGGAUUGACGCAACAAAUGCCUUUUGCUGGAAGAACAGGAAUUUCUGCCAAAAUAAUCCAGUCUCAGUGCGGGUUCUCCAAUAGAUGACUUAUCAAUUGAUUUUAGUGACAUUUUUUUCUUUUCAAUGUGUAUCCGAGUGCUGAUGCUGGGACAAGUAGAAAGAGGAUGCUGCUUUUGUUGUGAUGUUGUUACUAUAAUGCUGCAUUGUUCUAUGUUACUACCUCUCAAUAAUAACUUGGUGAAAUGCUGGGACACAAGUAGAAAGAUUUUUUAGUAUAUGAACCUAGA